AUGAGGCUCAUUUGUGCGCUGGCAGAACUGGAGGUUGACCGAAAAGGAGCCAGCCGGACAGCUCUUCUAUUUCCAGGACAGGGCUCGCAAUUCGUCGGAAUGCUUGCCAAGUGCAAAGACAAGCCCAAAGUGCAGAGCAUGAUCUCGUGCGCCAAUGCAAUCGUGGGCUACGACUUGUUGGAGGUAUGCCUCCAAGGGCCAAGUGAGAAGCUGGACGAGACCAGUGUGUGCCAGCCUGCCUUGUUCUUGGCAGGCAUGGCGGCUCUUGAAGUUUUGCGAGAAACUCGCCCGGAGGCGGCAGACAGGCCACAAGCUGUGGCUGGCCUCUCGCUGGGGGAGUACUGUGCCCUUUGUGCGGCUGGAGUCUUGGAGUUCGACGAUGCUCUGAAACUUGUCAUGAUCAGAGGUGCAGCGAUGGCCGAAGCUGCUGCUUCCACGCCACAGGCCAUGGUGUCCAUUGCUGGCCUGACUGAAGAAGUGGUCUCUGAACUUUGCGAGCGUGCAAAGCAAGCAGGAUCUGGAGAGGUUGAAGUCUGCCAGAUUGCGAAUGUCUUGUUCAAGAAGGGUUUUGCUUGUGCUGGAACAAGACCAGCCGUGGAAAGAUUGAGGGAAGCUGCGGAGAAGGAGAAGGCAAUGCAGGCGAAACUGAUCAAGACAUCCGGGGGAUUCCACACAGAGUUGAUGAAGCCUGCACAGGAGAAAUUGAAUGCAGCUUUAAAAAGCAUAGCUCCCAGAAUGAUGCCACCGAGAUGCGAUGUGUACAUGAAUGCAACUGGGCAGAAAGUGGCAGCAGGCACGCCACCGCAGGAGAUCAUUCCCAUCCUGUCGCAGCAGCUAUGCUCCCGAGUACUUUGGGAGCCGAGCAUGCAAAGGAUGAUCGAUGCUGGAGUUGAGGAGUUUUACGAAGUGGGACCUGACAAGCAAUUGAAAGCCAUGAUGAAGCGGAUCGAUCAAAGCGCGUGGAGCUGCACAACAAACGUGGAGAUCUAA
Molecule: messenger RNA, 990 nt
Organism: Symbiodinium sp. CCMP2592
Lineage: Eukaryota; Dinophyceae; Suessiales; Symbiodiniaceae
Source: the annotation of a GenBank genome assembly